AUGUCUGCCCGCUUCGCUGCUACCAGGCUCAUGGCCUCCGCCUCCACCAAGGUCGCCAGGCCCGUUGCCCGCGCCAACCUCGCCUCCGUCGCCUCCAAGCGCACCAUCUCUGGCAUGAACAGCCCCUUCCAGGCCGCCAAGCGCCAGCAGGUCUCCUCCGCUAUCAACGCCACCACCCGCCAGGCUUUCGCUGCCCGCCGUGCCUACUCCUCUGAGAUCGCCCAGGCCAUGGUCGAGGUCUCCAGGAACAUCGGUAUGGGUUCCGCCGCCAUCGGUCUCACCGGUGCCGGUAUCGGUAUCGGUCUCGUCUUCGCCUCUCUCAUCAGCGGUGUUGCCCGCAACCCCGCUCUCCGUGGCCAGCUCUUCUCCUACGCCAUUCUCGGCUUCGCCUUCGUCGAGGCCAUUGGUCUCUUCGAUCUCAUGGUUGCCCUCAUGGCCAAGUUCACUUAA
This is a messenger RNA of Parascedosporium putredinis, 450 nucleotides long. NCBI's taxonomy places the organism in Eukaryota, Fungi, Ascomycota, Sordariomycetes, Microascales, Microascaceae. The record is from the annotation of a GenBank genome assembly.